Messenger RNA from Tachyglossus aculeatus (Australian echidna), 1422 nucleotides. RefSeq names its product leucine-rich repeat extensin-like protein 5. NCBI's taxonomy places the organism in Eukaryota, Metazoa, Chordata, Mammalia, Monotremata, Tachyglossidae. Bases 384 to 1349 code for a protein of 321 amino acids. The transcript has 8 exons. The record is from RefSeq and is a predicted model, not a curated record.
ACGCUGGCUACGUUAAAUACAGGCCGCCCUGCUGAGGAUAAUUGGAAUGUACUUUUAGUUGAAGACUCCUGGGAGGGACAAGUUAGGAAAACAAGAUGUUACAUUUUUAUGGCACCGAUCAACAUCAGACGAUGAGAGGAAAAUAAAAUUGGUUAUCAGCUUACACCAGCCUGGGACCUUGAACUUCAUUAAUGAACUGAUUCUGCCGUCUGACCACCCAGGAAUACAAAUGGCAGCCGUCGCUUCUGAGGUGACUUUGGCGUGAGCGUGAAAGGGCAUCUGAGGGGAGUAAACACCAAUUUGUCAUCUGCUCCAAAGUCCUGCGUGGGAGAACCCCCUGAGGGAGCAGAGAAUCGCCCAUCAGAGCAGCUAAUUGUGGACGGAUGGAGGCCAAAUUGGUCACCAUCGGUGAUUCACCCAGCAUCCCUUCCAAGUCCCCAUCAGGGCAGAAGCUCUCAAGUACCAGCAAGAAUGCUGAGGGGGGGAGUGAUGCCGGAGGGGAAACACCCAGGCCUCCAGUGAGUCCCCAGAGCGGUAAAGAGUCCCAUGGAGAUUUGGCACAGGAGACGGAUAUCCAGGACACCAGCUGGGUUUCCGUGGCGAAAGAAGACCAGGAUGCCAUACCCAUCUCCCCUUCCCCAGCAAUCCCUCUGCAAGAUGAAAGUCCCCCGGGGAUUCUCCCUGGGGAGAGCAGCAUCCCUCAGACUGGGCACCCGGGUCGAGGACUGGAGCCCACGGUGCCCUACCUCUGCCUGGAUAUCUGGCAGGUCGGGAGAGCCGGAAAGAUUGGGUCCCCCCACCCGGAGCUGCCCAGCAGAGAGGCUGAGAGCAGCUUGGAGAAAGCCCGGCCGGGGAAGGAGCUCAGCCAGCACCAAAUGGACGACCCGCUGGCCCUUCGCCAACUUCCUGCCUUGAAGCGGGUGCCGCGGACGGGGCCCCUCGGCCACCCCGUGAGGCUGGCCCCCCUGCCACCCCCCUCGGAGAGGGUCAGCGAGCCCCUCCCCGAGGUGGAGGCCCCGGACACCCCAGGGCCAUGCUCCCGGAGCCCUGUUCGCACUGAGGAUUUCAGCCACCCUCCCCCCAUUGAAGGACCCUCAGUGGCCACUUCCCAGCAAGGCUGUGGCCGCUUUCUGGCCUGGCUCCAAAAGACCUUCUCUGGACCCGCCAGGAGGGAGCCGCAGGAGGGGGAUGACACUGAGAAUGGUGGCCGGGAGGAGAAGGAAGAGGAGAAACAGGGGCCGGAGGAGAAGGAGGGUGAGCCCAGGGCCCGGCACCCCCGCCAAUGGGGGCGGCUCUUCUGCUCAGCCCGUACUCGCAUCAAUAAGGUGCAGCCACAAAAUGGACCCUGACCCGCCCCCACCGUGCUCACUGUCAAUCUCAGGUCACCUCUCGCCACACUGUGAAAUAAAACCUUCAACACUU